AUGGCUCUUUCCACUGAGAUUGAUGACCUAGUUCAUUACCAAUUACAAGAGAGUUUAAGAGUCAUUGUGAUUGAUCAUGACAUCACUCGACUUCAUGCCAUCGCGAAUAUGUGUAUUCAAUACAACUAUCAUGUUAUGACAUCCACUUUGGCUUCUUUUGCCCUGAAUCUUUUGAGACAAACAAAGGGUCCUUUUUUUGAUUUGAUAUUAAUUGAUGCUCAAAUGCCGGAUAUGGAUACAUAUGACUUUUUGGAACGUGUUACACAAGAAAUCAAAAUUCCGGUUAUUAUAAUGGGUGUUGAUAACACAACAAGUGAAAGGAUGAAUGGGGCUUGUGAUUAUUGGCUAAAACCUUUGGACCCGAAUGAUAUCAAAAGCAUGUGGCUACAUGUUACAAGAAUUUCACAUGAUCAAAUUCAAAGAGACUCGGAGGUGGUAAAAACCGGACAAAAACGAAAGAAGAGAGAUGAAGAAAGUGAAAAAAAGAUGAACCGAGUAUCAUGGAGGUCAUCACCAGAACUUGAAGAAAAAUUUAUAGGAGCUGUGAAUCAUCUUGGCAUUGACAAGGCAACACCAAAACAAAUUAUUGAGUUGAUGGAUGUUCGGGGUUUGGAAACCUCGCAGGUUGCUAGCCACUUGCAAAAAUUUCGACUUCGUCGUUUCAAUUGUUCAAGUAAAAAGGCAAAGCCAACAAGUGGAAGGGAAAAUUUAAAUGUUCCUCGUGAAAGCAUUCAAGUUGUUGAGUCAAUGGCAGAACAUGAUAAAAAAUCUGAUAACAACUUUCAUGCACAACAACAACAUCCGAUUCCGAUGGUGUUUGAUGAUUUUGAAGUUUCCAAUAUUUUGACUAACAAGACCAACAUGAUGCUAGAUGAUUCAUCAUCACUAUAUGAACAAGGAUGGUAUCCAUUCGAAGAUUUUGGUCCUUAUUUUGACUAA
This is a messenger RNA of Trifolium pratense (red clover), 939 nucleotides long. RefSeq names its product two-component response regulator ARR14-like. The transcript has a single exon. Gene Ontology annotation, molecular function: DNA binding. NCBI's taxonomy places the organism in Eukaryota, Viridiplantae, Streptophyta, Magnoliopsida, Fabales, Fabaceae. The record is from RefSeq and is a predicted model, not a curated record. Bases 1 to 939 code for a protein of 312 amino acids. Gene Ontology annotation, biological process: phosphorelay signal transduction system; cytokinin-activated signaling pathway.